CUGCUAAACGCCACUGCCGCUGGGGCAUUCUAAAUUUCUCCAACACAGAAAUCGCUCUUCUCUUCCUCCCCUCAUGAAUUUUAUUCUGUUUUAUUUUGUUAUUGGAUCGGUUUUCACGCGUCGAGCUCUGAGCAUCACUUGCGGGAAUCGAAUACCCAAAGUUUUGUUCGUGUUGGUGGAUGGAUGUCGAUGGGAUUACUUGGAUCAAGGCAAUUUCCCCGGUUUUAAGAAACUCUCCGAUAAAGGGACUCAUGCUCUUCACGUGACUCCGAUUUUCCCGUCUAAUUCGUAUCCGAACUGGUACUCAUUGGUUACUGGUUUGUAUGCAGAGAGUCACGGCUUUGUGCAGAACAUGAUGUACGAUGCCAAGUAUGAAGACUUUUUUAUGAUGGGACCCCACGAGAGUGUGAAUGUUCCUCACUGGUGGGAUGGCGCUGAACCCCUCUGGGUCACUGCAGAGAAGAAUGGACUUCGAAGUGCCCUCUACUGGUGGGAUGGUUGCCAGGUAGAAAUAAGAGGCCGACAGUCAACCUUUUGUCGAAAAUACCAAUACAUAGGGAAUUCGUGGACAUCAGUCAACGAAGACACCAAGGAAGCAUUCUUUACGGCUUUGGAUCUAUUAGAAAACAAUGAAAUGCAGCUAGUUCAGUUAUAUUACGAACCGGUGGAUUUUUAUGGUCAUAAGUUUGGACCGGAAUCUGUUGAAAGAAAACAAGCUUUGAAAGACAUUGAUGAACUACUAGAAAUGGUAAUGUCUGAAAUAGACAAGAGAGGACUUCAAGAUCAGGUAAAUCUUGUUGUUGUGUCCGACCAUGGAAUGACUUUGACAGAUUCCAGGUCAAUCACCACUAUCAAGCUGUCAAACUACCUGGACAUCGCCGACAUUCGGUACAUGAUCUAUUAUGGAGCGAACAGCAUGCUUCUGCCUCAUGAGGGUAAGACAGAAAAGGUGUACCAAGCACUGAAGGGCAUACCAGGAUUGCAAGUAUACCACAAAGAAGAAAUACCAGAACACUACCACCUGAGAAAUAACCGCCUUAUGCUUCCAAUUUUGCUGGUAGCUGAUAAGGACUAUCUCAUUGAAGGGCUGGACAUACCAGGAAAAAGCAUUCCUACUGGUUCGUCCGUCUCUCUUGGUUCCCAUGGUUACGAUCCUUACCAAGUCAGUGACAUGAGGAGCAUUUUUUAUGCUGUUGGACCAGGAAUAAGAAAAAACUAUACGUCUCCUCCACUGAACAUUGUGGACAUCUACAACGUACUGUGCGACCUAUUGGGAUUUGAACCUUUGCCUAACAACGGAUCCAGGAGCAUUACUAAAGGGAUGCUGGUUCCUGAGCAACUACUUUCGACACCUUGUCAGCUGUCUGAUGCUCCAGUUCUGGUUUCACAGAUUUGGCAAGCAAUAACUGUCACAUUUAUAUGCUUCUGUCUUCAGAAGUGGCAUCUGGUGACAACGUGAUGAUUCUAUUUCAUCGGGAGGAUCUAUUUUUAGAGAGGUUUUUUUUAUCCUGUGCAGAUUGAAUGUAAAAUUGCUGCUUUGUAAAUCCGAAUAUUAUCGAGUCUUUCAAUUGCGUUUAGCCAUAAUAGCGGAUGGUCUUUUCAAUAACCUAAUCAUUGAAAAGUAAAAUUCUGCCGGGAAUGGUGAAUCUAGAGAUUUGCGACACCUGAUUUAAAAAUCAUCAUCAUAUUUUAUUUUAGAAACGAUUCACGAGCAAUUGUAUGAACGAUUUUCCUCCUUUUGGAAUUAUGGAACAGUAUGCGCAGAAAUCAACACAGGCAAUCCAGAUAGCCUAAACCUUGAUGAGGAGUUAAAUGGGAACAUAAAUUCCACAGAGGGAGAUUAUUCAUAAAAUGGGGUAUUCAAGUUUUAGAUUCUUUCGUUAUGAAGGGUAAAUUAUGGAUUUGUACAACUUGAGUUUGAGAAGUUUUGUCAAACUGUAAGUCAUGAAUUUACAUUUUUGAUUUUAUUACACAUCUUUUAUGAUGCGAGCACUUGAGUGAAGAAUCAAACCAAGUUUUUAUAUUAUCAAGAAAUUUCUACCAGUGUUACUAGAGUGCACACCAGCUACCGAGAAGAUAUGUUUAUGGAAAAAGAAAUGAACUGCAGUAUCCAUGAAGUGUUGUUAAUACGAUCCAAUUUAUAAUGAUUUAAGUCAGUGGUGCCUAACCGUUUUUUACUCGCAGGCCACUCCUUAUACCAAGAUGAAUCUCGCGGGCCAGAACACAUGUAAAAUUAAAAUAUACUUAAAUCCUUUUCGAUAACAGUAUGAAAAAAAAAUCGAAAAGGAAAGAAAAUUCUAAAUCAAGAAUUGUUUUUAUCACACUAUGUACUUAUUUUUUUGAAGUAAGUUUCCAACUGUUUCGUAGAUAAGAAUUUCUGAUAAAUUUGAUGUCAAAUUUAGAGCAAUAAUUCAUAAUAUCGAAUUGAGAUGAUUGGUUGUUUUGGAAGACCUAAAUAUCAAAACAUCUUUUUUCGAUUUGUACCAUUGAACAAAUCGACAUGUCAACCGGCCGCAUAUAAAGAACCUUUACUUUGCUAGAGAUCAAGCAAAACUUUGGAGACCGCUGAUUGGUGUCAAGUAAAAACGUCAUCUAUCUCUUUUAUAACUUCUUUUACUUACGCUAGUUAUUUUUUUCAUUUCGAAACAGGAUCUUCUAGACAUUAUUCGAAGGUGGAAAAUUAAAAACAUUUAAACUUGAAUUCAGAACUUCUGAAAAAUGAAAUUUGUUCAAAUUCUUUUGGAUGAACAUGGGCGAUUCAUCUAAGCCGCCUGACCAAUCAGGAGUUCCAAAACUAUUACAAGGUCUCAAGCUGAGUAAAGGUUGUUAGCAUGUCAUCGGGUCAGUUGGAUCAGCUUCGCGGGCCAUAUAUGGCCCGCCGGCCGUGGAUUAGGCACCACUGCUUUAAGCAAAACAUAUGUCAACGUCUGUCAUUCAAGAGAUACCGCGAAAGCUGAAGUUUUCCCCUUCCUUCAGAAAAGAUGAAUUAAUCUCUGAUAACGCAUCGAUGGGAAGUGACGUUCUUCGAAAACUAAUUUCAUCAUUCACGAAAAAGGUUUUACGAUAAUGAUUCCAAAGAACGUGUUCACCAUCAAUAGAUUGAUUUGGCACUAGAAAACAAUGUUCGAAAACUGAUUUAAUUAAGGGAUCGUCCACCAAUAAUGUCACGCUUUAAGGGAAGGGUCUUCUUGAAAUUGUAACAGUUUGUGAGGAGGAAGAGGGAGGGGGUGAAAAAAAGUGUGACAUCGCCCAUUUUUAUGACACUUAUGUAAUAUAGCGUGACACAUGACGUGGGUAGGCGAUGGGGUACGAUGAAGUCUGACACUUUGUGAAAAAAAGAGGGAUGGAGUCGAAUGCAAUGAAAAAAAAAAGUGACAAAAUUUACAUACAGCCCUAAAACUGUAAUCAUCAUUAUAAUUGUUAUUAUCUGUUAAUAAUAGUAAUUAAAAAUAGAAUGUUUCCAUUCCCUUCAUCAAGCAUAAUAUUUGCAACAGAAUCAAAAGGGGAAAAAAAAACUAAGCAGUAAUUAUGCAUGGUUGUAAAUAUAAAAUGUUAUAUUUUUGAGUUUAAAUAAAAAUAUUUUU
Uloborus diversus is the source of this 3584-nucleotide messenger RNA. RefSeq names its product glycerophosphocholine cholinephosphodiesterase ENPP6-like. The record is from RefSeq and is a predicted model, not a curated record. The coding region runs from base 74 to 1459 and encodes 461 amino acids. Lineage: Eukaryota; Metazoa; Arthropoda; Arachnida; Araneae; Uloboridae. The transcript is spliced from 8 exons.